UUAACCAUAGCUAAGAAAAGAACAUUAAUCUGUUCAAUGGGUAGCAUGAAAGGCCAAGAAUGCUCCUCCUCCAAUAUCUCUACUACUUAUCACGUGUUCUUGAGUUUCAGAGGCCAAGACACCCGCAAGGCCUUCACUGAUCACCUCUACACAAGUUUGGUGCAGGCAGGAUUUCGCACAUUCAAAGAUGAUGAUGAUAUAGAAAGAGGAGAAAAUAUUAAGUUAGAAUUGCAUAAAGCGAUUCGGGUAUCAAGGAUUUCAGUAGCUGUGUUCUCGAAAGAAUAUGCAUCUUCAAGAUGGUGUCUUGACGAACUUUUGAUGAUCCUCGAAUGCAAGAGGACCUCUAAGCAUAUGGUUCUACCUGUCUUCUACGAUGUCGAUCCUUCUCAAGUUAAGAACCAAACAGGAGGCUUUGCAGAGGCAUUUGCAAGGCAUGAGAAUAUUGAGGCAGAAAAUGAUGAAGUAAAAAAUGAAUGGAUGCAUAAGGUAAAAGAAUGAAGGGCUGCACUUAGAGAAGUUGCGGAUUUGGGAGGGAUGGUUUUGCAAAAUCAAGUCGAUGGGUACGGUAAUUUUUUCUGU
This is a messenger RNA of Camellia sinensis, 579 nucleotides long. NCBI's taxonomy places the organism in Eukaryota, Viridiplantae, Streptophyta, Magnoliopsida, Ericales, Theaceae. The record is from RefSeq and is a predicted model, not a curated record.